Molecule: messenger RNA, 2485 nt
Organism: Onychostruthus taczanowskii (white-rumped snowfinch)
Lineage: Eukaryota; Metazoa; Chordata; Aves; Passeriformes; Passeridae
Gene: TUBB3
Product: tubulin beta 3 class III
Exons: 5
Coding region: 1-2472 (823 amino acids)
Biological process (GO): microtubule cytoskeleton organization; mitotic cell cycle; G protein-coupled receptor signaling pathway
Cellular component (GO): membrane; cytoplasm; microtubule
Molecular function (GO): GTPase activity; G protein-coupled receptor activity; GTP binding
Source: RefSeq, a predicted model, not a curated record
AUGUCGACGCUGGCCCCCCUGCGUCUGCUGCGCGAGCCCUCGAAUGCCAGCGAGGGCAACCACAGCAACGCCACGGUCGGGGCCAGCGGCGGCUGGUGCCAGGGGCUGGACAUUCCCAACGAGCUGUUCCUGGCGCUGGGGCUGGUGAGCCUGGUGGAGAACCUGCUGGUGGUGGCAGCCAUCCUGAAGAACAGGAACCUGCACUCGCCCACCUACUACUUCAUCUGCUGCCUGGCGGUGUCGGACAUGCUGGUGAGCAUCGGCAACCUGGCGGAGAUGCUCUUCAUGCUGCUGCUGGAGCACGGGGUGCUGGUGAUGCGCCCCAGCAUCGUCCGCCACAUGGACAGCGUCAUCGACACGCUCAUCUGCAGCUCCGUGGUCUCGUCCCUCUCCUUCCUGGGGGUCAUCGCCGUUGACCGCUACAUCACCAUCUUCUACGCGCUGCGCUACCACAGCAUCAUGACCCUGCAGCGCGCCGUGGUCACCAUGGCCAGCGUCUGGCUGGCCAGCACCGUCUCCAGCACCGUCUUGAUCACCUACUACCGCAGCAACACCGUCCUCCUCUGCCUCAUCGGCUUCUUCCUCUUCAUGCUGGUCCUCAUGCUGGUGCUCUACAUCCACAUGUUCGCCCUGGCCCGCCACCACCUCCACAGCAUCUCCAGCCAGCAGAAGCCACCCACCGCCCACCGUGGCGGCAGCCUGAAGGGCGCCGUCACCCUCACCAUCCUCCUGGGCGUCUUCUUUAUCUGCUGGGGGCCCUUCUUCUUCCACCUCAUCCUCAUCGUCACCUGUCCCACCAACCCUUUCUGCACCUGCUUCUUCAGCUACUUCAACCUCUUCCUCAUCCUCAUCAUCUGUAACUCGGUGAUUGACCCUCUCAUCUACGCCUUCCGGAGCCAGGAGCUCCGGCGGACGCUGCGGGAGGUGGUGACGUGCUCCUGGGCCCAUCACCGUCGCCUUUGUUCUCGGGCCGCGCCCGCCGCCGCCCACCUCAGCACCGGCACCGGCACCGUCCCCGGUCCCGCGGGGGAGACCGGCAACCGGGACCCGCAAGGUGGCUCUCCCUUCUGGGAGGUGAUCAGCGACGAGCACGGCAUCGACCCCAGCGGCAACUACGUGGGGGACUCGGACCUGCAGCUUGAGCGCAUCAGCGUCUACUACAAUGAGGCCUCUUCUCACAAGUACGUGCCUCGCGCCAUCCUGGUGGACCUGGAGCCGGGGACGAUGGACAGCGUGCGCUCGGGUGCCUUCGGCCACCUCUUCCGCCCUGACAACUUCAUCUUCGGGCAGAGCGGUGCCGGGAACAACUGGGCCAAGGGGCACUACACGGAGGGGGCCGAGCUGGUGGACUCGGUGCUGGAUGUGGUGCGGAAGGAGUGCGAGAACUGCGACUGCCUGCAGGGCUUCCAGCUGACCCAUUCCCUGGGCGGCGGCACCGGCUCGGGCAUGGGCACGCUGCUGAUCAGCAAGGUGCGGGAGGAGUACCCCGACCGCAUCAUGAACACCUUCAGCGUGGUGCCGUCCCCCAAGGUGUCCGACACGGUGGUGGAGCCCUACAACGCCACGCUGUCCAUCCACCAGCUGGUGGAGAACACGGACGAGACCUACUGCAUCGACAACGAGGCGCUCUACGACAUCUGCUUCCGCACCCUCAAGCUGGCCACCCCCACCUACGGCGACCUCAACCACCUGGUGUCGGCCACCAUGAGCGGCGUCACCACCUCCCUGCGCUUCCCCGGCCAGCUCAACGCCGACCUGCGCAAGCUGGCCGUCAACAUGGUGCCCUUCCCGCGGCUGCACUUCUUCAUGCCCGGCUUCGCGCCGCUGACGGCGCGCGGCAGCCAGCAGUACCGCGCCCUCACCGUGCCCGAGCUCACCCAGCAGAUGUUUGACGCCAAGAACAUGAUGGCCGCCUGCGACCCCCGCCACGGCCGCUACCUCACCGUGGCCACUGUCUUCCGUGGCCGCAUGUCCAUGAAGGAGGUGGACGAACAGAUGUUGGCCAUCCAGAGCAAGAACAGCAGCUACUUUGUGGAGUGGAUCCCCAACAACGUCAAGGUGGCCGUAUGCGACAUCCCGCCGCGGGGGCUGAAGAUGUCCUCCACCUUCAUCGGGAACAGCACGGCCAUCCAGGAGCUCUUCAAGCGCAUCUCGGAGCAGUUCACGGCCAUGUUCCGCCGCAAGGCCUUCCUGCACUGGUACACGGGCGAGGGCAUGGACGAGAUGGAGUUCACCGAGGCCGAGAGCAACAUGAACGACCUGGUGUCCGAGUACCAGCAGUACCAGGACGCCACGGCCGAGGAGGAGGGCGAGAUGUACGAGGACGACGAGGAGGAGUCGGAGGCGCAGGGCGCAAAGUGCCCCCCGCCGCGCCCGGCACUGCCCGCGGCCCCCCGGCUUCGCGCUGCUGCAGCCCCAGGUGCUGCUCCCCCCGCCGUCCCCUCAGUGUCUCCUGACCCCAUUCCCCCCUGAGCCGGCUCGGCCC